This is a messenger RNA of Eruca vesicaria subsp. sativa (arugula), 1749 nucleotides long. Lineage: Eukaryota; Viridiplantae; Streptophyta; Magnoliopsida; Brassicales; Brassicaceae. The record is from the annotation of a GenBank genome assembly.
AUGCCCCACACGCCAGUCUCUCUGUUAACAACAUUCGACGAAACUUCUCAAGAUCGUAACAGUGUAGUUUUAAUGGCUUUAUCUUUUGGUUACUUACAAAGAGACAACAGUUUCAAGAAAGAUUCACAAGAAUGUGAAACACCGAGAGUUCUGAAUAACCCAGUAAACAUGUUUCUUGAGAAGACUCUAUCCUUCAAGAAUUUGGUUGACCAGGGGAACCAAUACAAAGAUGAGAGUUUCGGGGUCAAAACGAGAAAAGGUAUAAACUUGAAGGGUCCUAAACCGGAUAACAUGAUUCUUGAGAGGAGUCUCUCCUUCACGAGUCUAGUCCAAGUAGAGAACAUAGAAGAAGACGACGACGAAAGAGGCUCGCCUCUUAAACGAAGGAACAAGGGUAAAAUGGGAAUCAUAGGGAAUCUAACGGCGUUAAGUGUACCUGCACCGAAGCCGUUCUGGUCUCCUAGGCCGUCGACGGAGCUUGACGCUGCCGCCGUGACGUUACAAAAGGUUUACAAGAGUUAUCGAACGCGUCGAAAUCUUGCUGACUGUGCAGUUGUUGUUGAAGAAUUAUGGUGGAAAGAAUUGGAAUUGGCAGCAUCGGUACCGAACCGUACUAACCAAAAAACAGAGACGGCUGUGUCGAGGUGGGCAAGAGCUGGAACAAAAGCAGCAAAGUUAGGGAAGGGAUUAUUGAAAGAUGAUAAAGCCCAGAAGCUAGCAUUGCGACAUUGGUUAGAAGCCAUUGACCCACGUCAUCGGUACGGACAUAAUUUACACCUAUACUAUGAUGUCUGGUUAGACAUUGGAGAUGGCAAAGAAGUGAAUCUCACCAAAUGUCCAAGAACUCUUCUUCAACGCCAAUGCAUCACUUACCUUGGUCCGAAAGAAAGACAAGCGUACGAAGUUGUAGUGGAAGGAGGGAGACUAGUCAACCGACAAAACAAGAACUUCAUUGAGACCAUAGAAGGAACCAAAUGGAUUUUCGUGUUGAGCACGGCAAGAAAAUUAUACAUUGGUCAGAAACAAAAAGGCCGGUUUCAGCAUUCGAGUUUUCUCUCCGGUGCUGCCAUCAUUGCCGCCGGUAGAAUUGUCUCACACGACGGAGUUUUAGAAGCUGUGUGGCCCUACAGUGGUCAUUAUCUUCCAACAGAAGAGAAUUUUCGAGAAUUUAUCGAUUUCUUGAGAGAAAACCAUGUGGAUCUCACCAACGUCAAGCUAAAUGCGAUUGACGAUGAUAAUUAUAUGGUCUCCAAAGAUGGAAGCACUAAGCCGUCGAUAUCUGACGGUGGAGAUGAAACUAAGGGCGCCACGAUUAAUGUGGCGACGGAGGUGGAUGACUUCAGGGAACAGACACGCUUCCCAUGCAAGUGGAGUACCGGGAAUGGGCCUAGGAUUGGGUGUGUCCGAGACUACCCCAUGGACUUGCAGACUCGAGCACUUGAGCAAGUUAACCUUUCUCCUCGUGUGGUUAACAUGACGAUGGGAUUAUUUGGUCCGAUACCUUCACCAAGACCCAGUCCAAAGAUUCGUGUCUCUCCUAGGCUGUUUUGCAUGGGUCUUCCAAGUCCAAAGAAUUGAUUUUCCAACUUUUUAUUAUUGUUUGAUAUCAUUCAAUUUUUUUUCCUUCCGUGAUCUUGGAUGAUUAUUUAGUUAGGGUACAACUUGUCCCCAUUAAAAGUUCAAAAUAGUUUAGUUUUACCGUUUACAGUUAUAUAACAUGUAACUUUUUUUAUUUAUUUUGUAACAUCC